Penicillium canescens is the source of this 768-nucleotide messenger RNA. RefSeq names its product zinc finger MYND domain-containing protein. The transcript is spliced from 2 exons. Gene Ontology annotation, molecular function: DNA-binding transcription factor activity, RNA polymerase II-specific. Gene Ontology annotation, biological process: regulation of transcription by RNA polymerase II. The record is from RefSeq and is a predicted model, not a curated record. Gene Ontology annotation, cellular component: nucleus. Lineage: Eukaryota; Fungi; Ascomycota; Eurotiomycetes; Eurotiales; Aspergillaceae. Bases 1 to 768 code for a protein of 255 amino acids.
AUGACAGACGAACGUUCUCCCAUCGAGAAGAGCUGCAAUGCAUGCGGCAAAACAGACCCCGGCACCAGAAGCCUUAAGAAAUGCAGCCGCUGCGAGUCAGCCUGGUAUUGUAGCCAGCCCUGUCAGAAGAUGGAUUGGAAGUUCCACAAGGAGGCCUGCACAAUCAAAUCCCAAGCCAACGUCCACGCCAAAGCCCUCUCAAAGGCAAUUGCAGGAGCAGUCGCAGCAGCCGCCGCCACCUUGGCCAGUCCUCCCAGUGACGAAAAACCCUCGGAGAGCAAUCACAGAUUCGCAACCGACAAAUUCGAUGUCCUAGAUGCUGAAAUUGCCAUGCCCUUCCACCAACUUCGCUCCAACAGGUGGCUCCACGACCGGUCUGAGAGAGACGUCUUCAAGCUGCUCAUUGACUCCUACCGUCUCCGCGUGGGGGAUGACCGUCCCCACUGCAAGGACUUUCUCUAUGCAUGCAUCGAGGAUUUUGGUCGGUACCUACGACAAGCUGAGAGUAAUAGACAGUUGAUGCCCGAGUGGUGGACUAGUGAAAAAGGUGUUGAAUGCAUGUUGUUCGCUUCUGAUGGCGAUGACUGGAGCACCGCGGUGGUCGAUGUGUCGGAGAGGGAUAUCCAGCGAGUUGUUUAUGACUUUGCAGAUGCGGGUUUUGCUGAGCAGGUGCUUGGGAGUGGGUCUGGAGGGAAGAACUUGAUGUCUACUAUUGAGAUUUACUUGAUUGCUGAGCAAGGGAAGCUUCUUACUCUGAUCCCGAGAUAG